Scophthalmus maximus (turbot) is the source of this 1884-nucleotide messenger RNA. RefSeq names its product karyopherin alpha 2 (RAG cohort 1, importin alpha 1) (gene kpna2). The record is from RefSeq and is a predicted model, not a curated record. Gene Ontology annotation, biological process: NLS-bearing protein import into nucleus. Lineage: Eukaryota; Metazoa; Chordata; Actinopteri; Pleuronectiformes; Scophthalmidae. The transcript has 11 exons. Gene Ontology annotation, cellular component: cytoplasm; nucleus. Bases 164 to 1735 code for a protein of 523 amino acids. Gene Ontology annotation, molecular function: nuclear import signal receptor activity; protein binding.
CGUAGGCGGCUGGAUGCUCUCGCUCGAACAGCCCAAUCAGGAGGCUUUGCCGUAGGAGUUUAAAGGUCUGUGCGGCACUUUCCGUGCACUGCAACCUCUGCUCCAGCCGAAGGAACAAUCGUUUUUUCUCCACCGCCGAUCAGCUCCCCUGUCACGCUUGAAAAUGUCCGACACCGGCGCACGUCUGAACAAGUUCAAGAACAAAGGCAAAGACGCCAACGAGCUUCGACGCAGGAGAGUGGAGGUGAACGUGGAGCUGCGCAAGGCGAAGAAGGAUGACCAGAUCUUCAAAAGGAGGAAUGUGUCCGCGUUCCCCGACGAGGCCACUUCUCCCCUUCAAGAGAGAACCCAGAACUGUCAGGCUUUCAGGCAGUGGACAGUUGAGGAGAUCGUCACCGGCGUGAACAGUGGCAACGCCGAGUCCCAGCUCCAGGCCACGCAGGCUGCACGGAAACUGCUGUCUCGUGACAAGCAUCCUCCCAUUGACCAGAUGAUCAGCGCCGGUCUGAUCCCCAAGUUUGUCGCCUUCCUGGGGCUGACGGACUGUCCUCCACACCAGUUCGAGGCUUCCUGGGCCCUGACCAACAUCGCCUCCGGGACAUCCCAUCAGACAGCUGCUGUCGUGGAGGGCGGGGCCAUUCCUGCCUUCAUUAGCUUGGUCACAUCCCCGCACCAGCAUAUCAGCGAGCAAGCAGUCUGGGCCCUUGGCAACAUUGCUGGUGAUGGAUCAGCCCUUAGAGACAUGGUCAUCAAGCAUGGAGCUGUGGCCCCUCUGCUCAGUCUGAUGGCAGUCCCUGACUUGUCUGUAUUUAAUACCGGCUACGUGAGAAAUGUGACAUGGACGCUGUCAAACCUCUGCCGCAACAAGAACCCCUCCCCACCUAUGACGGCAAUCCAACAGAUUUUACCUGCCCUCAUUCGUCUGCUGCACCACGACGAUCUGGAGGUGUUGGCUGAUGCGUGUUGGGCCGUUUCUUACUUGACCGACGGCUCGAAUGACCGCAUUGAUGUGGUGGUCCAAACUGGCAUUGUUCCCCGCCUUGUGAAGCUGCUUGGCUUUGACGAGCUGCCCGUCAUUACCCCUUCACUGCGUACCAUCGGCAACAUUGUGACCGGAACAGAUGAGCAGACUCAGGCAGUGCUCAACGCUGGGGCCCUGUCCAUGUUCCCCCGACUGCUGCGCCACAAAAAGGCCAACAUCCAGAAGGAGGCCGCCUGGACUCUGUCCAACAUCACUGCAGGGAAAGACAACCAGAUCCAGGAGGUCAUCGAUGCGGGCCUCGUCCCUUACAUGGUCGAAACACUUGCACGGGGUGACUACAAAACUCAGAAGGAGGCUGUGUGGGCCAUUACAAACUUCACCAGUGGGGGCACUGUUCAGCAGGUGGUUUAUCUCGUUCAAGCCAAUGUGAUUGAGCAUCUUCUGACUUUACUCUCCUCCAAGGACAGCAAAAUUGUCCUUGUCAUUUUGGAUGCCAUCACAAAUAUCUUCUUGGCUGGAGAUAGAAUUGGGGAGGCGGACAAGCUGAGUCUAAUGAUCGAAGAAUGCGGUGGACUCGACAAGAUUGAGGCUCUGCAGUCUCAUGAGAAUGAGAUGGUGUACAAAGCAGCCCUCAACAUCAUUGAGAAAUACUUCUCUGAAGAGGAUGAGGAGGUGCAGAGUGUGGCCCCAGAAGCAACCACUGAUGGUUAUGCAUUUCAAAUCAGUGAAAACCAGAGCACUUUCAAUUUCUAAAUGCCUUUCUCUUCCCUCUAAUCUGAACUUUACUGUACCCUCACUUCUACUGUUUGUCCUUUGUCUGUGACCCUUUUUUUGUAUGUACUGUACAUACCAUUUUUUAAUGUGAUUGAUGAAACACGACUGUAAAUAAAGGAGUCAAAUUA